Bathycoccus prasinos is the source of this 1272-nucleotide messenger RNA. RefSeq lists its product with no specific name. Bases 1 to 1272 code for a protein of 423 amino acids. The record is from RefSeq and is a predicted model, not a curated record. NCBI's taxonomy places the organism in Eukaryota, Viridiplantae, Chlorophyta, Mamiellophyceae, Mamiellales, Bathycoccaceae. Gene Ontology annotation, molecular function: metal ion binding. The transcript is spliced from 2 exons.
AUGAAGGCGUUGAAGGCGUUGCAGGAGCAUCGAGCGCGACGAGGCAGCGACGAGGAAGAGGAAGAAACAGAAGGAACGAUUUGGAAACCUGAAAACGGAAAAGGGCAGCAAAAAGUUUGGUCGUUGCGAGACAGCGGGGACGAUUUUGCCAUGUUUUCGUUCAAAAUCGUGCCGUGUUCGAAAACUUGCGCGCACGAUUGGACGGUGUGCCCGUACGCGCAUUGCGGGGAGAUAGCCAGAAGGCGAGAUUUGAAGAUGUUUUCGUACUCGGCGAUCCCGUGCGCGGAUUAUCAAAAAGUACCCACGAGCCGCGCGAAAGGGAAAGGGAGCCACGAGUAUUCUUGCCCGAGGGGGGCAAACUGUCCGUACGCGCACGGCAUUUUCGAGAGCUGGUUACAUCCGAGUCGGUAUCGCACGCAGUUGUGUAAAGAUGGAUUGGGGUGCACGAGAAAAGCUUGUUUUUUUGCGCACAAGGCGAAGGAGUUAAGAAGCGUCGCGAGCGAUAAUAUUAACGCCGAUAGUAAUAACAAUUAUAAUAGCAACAUGUCCACGGCGAACAAGUUCGCAACGAUGACGACGACGAUGACAACGGCGACGAUGCAACAACAACAACAACAACAACAACAACAACAACAACAACAACAGCAAAAUCGACCGGAAUCGCCCAUGGCCGUCGCGAUGUGGAAUCAACAACUCGCUCAACUUCAACAACAACAACAACAACGCAGUCCAGAACAACGAUUGCAACAGAGUCGAUCGGACUCGUGGGAAUUCGUACAUGCAAAUUCGAAAAACCCAUCAUCAUCACCACAACUCGACUUUCGUCGACGAAGCAUCGAUUCAGUCAACAUGGAACGAAGACAGUAUCAGCAAAACCACGAACAGUUUGUAUCACAGCAGCAGGUUUCGCAGAUGACGGUGAAUCAGGAACACGCUGCGCUUUACCUCGCGCAGCGUCGGCGAGAGUUGGAGCAGCAGCAGCUUCUGCUUUUGCAGCAGCUACAGCAGCAGCAGCUGCUGCAAUUGCCGGCGCUGAUGUCUGUCGCGGAAGCGCAGCAAAUUUCUUUCGCGAAGAAUGCUGCCAUGCUGCAACAGAUUCAGCAAAUGCAAAUGCAACACGUUCAAAUUCAGCAACAGCUCGCCUCGGCGCAACAACCACUAGAAUCACCGCAAAGAAACGAAGUCGAUACUCAAAAGAAAAAGAGUAGCUACGAUGACCUCGGGAUGAUUAUAGAAACGCCGGACGACGAAAGACAACAACAACAGUAUUAA